AUGAGUGGUGAAAAAUUGAAAGAAUUAUUAAAGCAAGCAAGUUCUACUGAGGGUGUAAGUCGUGAAAAUAUUAUUGAUAUUCUAAAAGAAAUAUUAGCGCAAAAAUUUCCACAUGCACAUGAAGGGUGGGAGAAAAGCAAGUAUGGCGAACUUAGUGUUAAUCACUUAUUUUCAUUUCAAGAUGAACCUGUAAAAGAAUUGGAGAAAAGCGAACUUGAUAUAAAAGAAAACGAACUUGAUAUAGAUGAAGGAUAUGAGGAAGGCGAAUUUGGUAUUGAUCCACUGAAUCCUGAAGAUAUAAAUAUAAUAAGAUGGGAGAAAAUAAAAUGGGAGGAAGACGAAUUUGAUAACUUAUCUCCAUCUCAAUCUGAAUUGAUAAGUGAAGUGGCAGAAAAUGUAUUGAGUGAUAAUGACGAAUCUCCGGAAUUGCAAAAUGAGAAUACAGGUGAUGAAUUCUCAUUAUUAUACAUGGCUGCUUUUUAUGGCAUGUUAGAAUUAGUGGAUAUUCUAUUAAAAGCAGGUGCAGAUCCUAAUAUACCAGAUAAUAAUGGAAGUACUGAUUUACACAGGGCUGUUAAAAAUGGGCAUAGAGAGGUGGUACGCAUUCUAUUGGACAAAGGUGCAAAUGUUAAUGCUGCAGAUAUAUAUGGCAAUACUCCUUUGCAUUACGCCGCUCAACAUGGUGAUGAAGGAAUAAUAAAGAUUUUAUCAGCAAAAAGUGCAGAUAAUGCAUUAGAGAAUAUUGAAGGUAAAACUCCAAUAUCCUUAGCUAAAGAUGAUGAAACAAAGAAGUUUUUAAAGGAUGCAGAAAAUGAAAGUACUUACCUCACAGAUAUUGAAAUAGAAAAGUUAUGCAAAGCACAAGCUGAUGGUAAAACCCGUUACUAGACCUAUCCACUAGCAGCAUGAAAUUUCAUGCUGCAAUUACUCUCAUAGGUUUUGCAAGGUCUAUUGUUGUACAUGAUGAUUUCAGGUAUUAUGGGUUGAUAUUUAACUAUAAUCACCGCAUGUCAAAUGUAAUUACUAGAUUUGCUCCGUCACCAACUGGAUUUUUGCAUAUAGGAGGUGCUCGUACUGCUUUAUUUAGUUGGCUGUAUGCAAAACACCAUGGAGGUAAAUUUUUACUGCGCAUUGAAGACACUGACCAGAAACGUUCAAAAAAAGAAGCCAUUGAUGUAAUAACAAACGGUCUUAAAUGGCUUGGAAUAGAUCAUGAUGGAGAAAUAGUAUACCAAUCAGAAAGAAGAGAGCGGCAUAUAGAAGUAGCAAAUCGUUUAGUUGAAAUGGGUAAAGCAUACUAUUGUUACUGCCCGAUAGAUGAGGUUACAGAAGAAAAAGUACGGGCAAGAGAAGGAGGGAAAAUAUAUAAGCAUAAAUGUACUGCAAAUAUUGAUAAGAGCAUCAAACCAGUUGUGCGUUUUAAAGUAGAGGAGCAUUCGACACCAUCAGAAAUUGAGUUUCAAGAAAGGUCUAUCAUUGUCGAUGAUAAAGUAUACGGACAAGUUAAAAUUAGCAGUGCUCAGCUUGAUGACAUGAUAAUCUUACGUUCUGAUAACACCCCUACAUAUAUUUUUGCUGUGGUGGUUGAUGAUCAUGAUGCUGGAGUUACUCAUAUAAUACGAGGUUCUGAUCAUCUAACUAAUACUUUCAAACAACUAUUGAUAUACCAAGCUCUUAAUUUUAAUGUUCCCCACUUUGCACACGUGCCACUUAUUCAUGGGGAGGAUGGCAAUAAAUUAUCCAAAAGACAUUGUGCAACAAGUAUAUGUGAUUACGAAAAAAUGGGAAUAUUGCCUGAAGCAAUGCGUAACUAUUUACUCAGACUUGGUUGGAGUCAUGGCAAUGAUGAAAUCAUUGGUGAUGAACAAGCGUUAGAAUGGUUUAAUUUAGAUAGUAUUGGCCGCUCACCUGCACAAUUAGAUUUUAAAAAGUUGGAGCAUUUAAACAAUUAUUAUAUUAAUAAUACAAGUAAUGAAGAUAUUUUAAGUAUACUUACCCCAAAACUUAACCUUACUGAUAAAAAAAGGAACUACUUGCUUCAAGGACUAACAGAAUUAAAAAAGAGAGCAAAUAAUCUAAUUGAAUUAUUAGAUUCAGCUAAAUUUUAUACAGAGGAUUUACCUCUUUCUUUAAGUGAAGAAGCUCACAAAAUUAUUAUUGCUAAUUUAAGCACAAUCGACCUGCUUACUUCAUUUUUCUCGCAUAUUAACAAUGAAGAUUGGCACAAAAACUCCCUAUCCACUCAGAUCAAAAAAUUUGCAACAUUGCACGAUAUGAAAAUGAGUGAUAUUUACCACUCACUGCGUGCUCCCAUAACUGGAGUGAUGGAUGCGCCGGGAAUCAUUGAUAUAAUGGUAAUCCUUGGUAAAGAGGAAUGCAUAAAAAGGUUGCAAUAUUCUAAGCACUAUAUUUAAGAAAAACAUGUUUCCUGUAUUUGGCAUUGAACUAGAAUUUUAUAUCGAAGGAAUAGAAGCAGAUUUAUUUCUUAAUGAUAUUGAAAACAAAAUAGGUUUGUUUGGAUUUUCUUGCGAAAAAGAAAGUUCUCAACAUCAAUAUGAAGUAAAAAGUUGUUGUUAUACCAACUCCAACGAUCUAAUUAAACACUUUGAAUCUGUCAAAGAAAUACUUGCAGACACAGCACAUAAACUUGGUGGCAGUGUUUCUUUUAAAGCAAAGCCUUACUUGGAUAGAGCAGGUAGCGCUUUAAAUGUACAUGUUAAUUUAGUAGAUCUAGAUAAUAAUAAUUUAUUUUAUGCUUAUGAUAGUAAUCACCUGCUUUAUAGCAUUGGUGGGUUAUGUGCAAUGAUGAAAAAACAUAUGCCAUAUUUUGCUCCAAGCGAUGAUUCAUACUUAAGGUUCCGAUAUCCAGAUAUCAAUACACCAACUACAGUUAGCUGGGGUAUGAAUAAUAGAACCGCUGCGAUAAGAAUUCCCAACUUCGCUGGUAACUUCAAAAAAUGCCGCUUAGAGCACCGUGUUCCUGGUGCAGAUUGUACCCUGCAAGAAGUACUAAUGGCAAUAACGGAAGGUAUAAUUUUCGGCAUAAAGAACAAAAUUAUUCCACCAGAGAAAGUAUAUGGUAUCGCUUCUGAUUCUCAAUAUGGCAUGGAAAGAUUAAUAUAA
Molecule: messenger RNA, 3123 nt
Organism: Cinara cedri
Lineage: Eukaryota; Metazoa; Arthropoda; Insecta; Hemiptera; Aphididae
Source: the annotation of a GenBank genome assembly